GCGGGGCGGCAGGGCGGGGCCGGCGGGUGUGCGGCGGUGCGCGGGGAGGUGAGCGGCCCCCGCGGCCGAGGGCGCGGUCCCCCGGUGGCCCCAUCGCCGGCGCCGCUCCGGGGGGACCGGACGCCUCAGCGGGGAGCGCUCAAGACCCUGUGACCCAUCUUCAUCCCUGUGACACAAACCUCUAUUCCUGUCAUACCUGAGAGGAAGCUGCAGCACAGAGAGAUUAAAACCAAGACUCAGAAAAGCCAGCAGCCUCAAGAUUGCGCCUGACACCAUGUUCUGCAUCUCAGAGGCGUUGGCCACCGCAGCACCUAUCAGAGACCAGCUUGGAAAUGCUGGCUUAGGAGAGAAACAAAUGUGUUCUCCUUAUUCCCAGACCCAGCAAAGCCCAGUACAGAGCAGCCCUGGCUCUGUGAGAAGCUUUGUUGGUGCAGGCAAUGGAAGAAUGCCAGCUCACAGCAGCUGAGGAUCUGGUUCCUCUUCUGUUCUGUUCGUGCAUGGACCAUGCUGAAACCUGCCAGUGAUAGGUAGUAGCUAUCCCUGGCCCUAGAGCAGCUAUCAGAGAAUUGGAGUGUGCCCAGCCUAAAGAUCAAACUCCCAGCCCCAGAAUGACAACUGGGAAAACAAGGUGGUGGGGAAGAUCAUCCAGGCCCAGCAUUGUCAGCUGUGGGCCCUGGGCCAUACUUGCACUCAGCCUCCCCAUCUGGCCCUCUGCACCUGGACCAGAAGGGGAUCAGGAACAGAAAUACCCUCAUCUGGACCAGGAAUUGGUUGUCUAAGCCAUGUCAGAAACCUUUCAUACAGGACUGCUUGUAGUGCUAGGUCUCUGGGCUUGGGAACACUUCAGUAUGGACAGGACCCUGAGAGCAUGAACGAGAGCCCCUGUUCCCACUGGACCAGAUUUUCAGCUGGCUAAUUUUAACCUAGCCUAACUCUAUUCAGAGGAACAGUGCACAGCAGCACGGUGCAUAGUCCCUACAAAAAGGCUUGGUAUCAGCUUCAACAUCCAAGUUCAGUGGUUUUCCAAAACUGACACUGCAUUGAGAUGAAGACCUAACCCAUUUUGUUUCCAAAAUUGAGGAGCUGUUUGAGAUCUAGAGCCAUGCUUUGCAAAGCUCUUGUGCAUGCUUCACUGCUUUCACUUAGGCUCUUUGUCACUUUUUGUUUACUUGGUGUUGGCUUUUUUAAAAUGUGAAUUAUUGUAAUGGAGAAUUUUCCUGAAUAGCAUGAAGAGAUGAGUCUCUCUGAGCAGCUGCUUGGUCUGCCCAAUACCUGCUCAACAACUCCUUCCCUUUCCCUGCUGGGCUGUAGCUGCUACUACUGUUGUGGCACUCAGAUUUCAAAUUUGCUGUCUUUGUGCCAAAGCAUGCCCUACAGCUGAGCUCCAUUGUGGUCAGUAAUGGCUGGGGAAACCCAGGUGCCACAUGGUUUAAACUAGGCAUCCACAGUUUGGUGGUCAGUGAAGGACACGGUCCCUUUCAGCUGCAAUGAACUCAUGUGUCGGCAUGAUGUUAGGCGGGACCAGGCCAGAACUGCUAUCUUCACAUUUCUCUAGAAACUCAUAGGAGAUUGAUAGAUCUCACUAUCUCCCAGGCACUUCAAAAUCCCCCAGCAACUCCUGCUUCAUGGAGUUGUUCACAAGAAGCUGCAUGUCUGGCAGAAACCAUAGGUGUGGUUCGUAUGAAGAAAAACCAUCAGCGAUGAUGGUAGAGGAUAGGUCUCGCAAGAGGGUCCUUAAUACAAAGGGCAGCUCUCUGCUUCUGUAGCUGAUGGGUGAGGACAACAGCUUGGUAAAAGAAGCUACCAAGAGCUGGCAGGAUGAGUUACAGCUCACCCUCUGUGCAUGACUUGUAUCACAGCACCACCACCACGGCCAAGCCAGACCCAGGAACAACUCUGGAUGUGACUGCGCCAGAAUCAGCUACCAUAAGCACUGAGACUACCAGUUUCAACAGCACCAAAAUCCCAGAUGUGGCCAGCACUGGACACAGCAUGAGCACAAUGCUGUUGUCCUUUGGGAUCAUUACUGUGAUUGGGUUGGCUGUAGCUAUGGUUCUGUAUAUCAGGAAGAGGAAGAGGUUGGAGAAGCUACGGCACCAGCUCAUGCCCAUGUACAACUUUGAUCCCACCGAGGAACAGGAUGAACUGGAGCAGGAGCUGCUGGAACAUGGGCGAGAUGCAGCAUCUUCUCAGGCACUGCAGAGCAAGAUGUUGCCAAUGCCAUCAAUGCUUGAACAGUACCUGCCCCUGCUCUGGGAUCGUGGUGAGACUGGGGAGGAUGAAGCCAACAAACCAGUGACUUCCUGCAAGCAUGGCCAAUCCACUGAGCCCAGCUGGUCACCCUGUUGCUUUGUGUUACAAAUGGGCAGGAGCACUGGGAACUGUUGUCACUUUGGGAAGCAAAGUGUUUGUGAUGGCAGUAGUGAUUUUUUGGUGCAUGUGUUACCACUGAAAGGUCAUGAGCUGCAGUUUCUGGGUUACUGCUGAUGAUACCAUCUACCAAGCUGCAUGCUUAGGAACAGUGCCUCUUUGUUGUAGAUUAACUUGUCAGAGCAUGUGUGCACACCCUCUGGAUCAGGGAAGGAGAGGUGCAUGUUUCAGAGAGCUUCCCCAUUGGCUUUGUGCCACCAGACCCCAAGGAAAGCAAUGAAUGAGCCUUUCUGUACAGCAACCACAGCCUUGGCAGACCCUGGGCAGGGGUGACUGGCAGCAAAGUCCCUUUAAGCAAGGAGAGCUAACUUCCUUAGCUGAGUGGUAAUAUGGGGCAUGCCAGGGAAAGCACAGACCAUGGGCUAUCCCCCUUGUGGCAUGUGGGCUGAUGAUAUAUGUGCACCUGAGGUGAUGUUGAAGUGUAGGCAAUUCACUAGCUUUGAGAAUUGAAACGGUGAACAUUUGACUGAUUACAUCUUAACUGGGGAAGUGGUUGAAUAUCCCAAAUUAGGGCUGCUGUGUAGGCAGAGGGGAAUUCACACAGCUAGAGGCAGGGGGUGUCCAUGUCUGGCUAAGUGACUCUUAGCUACUGAGCUAUUAAUGGUGCUUGCACCACAGAGAGAGGUCGAGCAGAAAUGGGGUUCUGAUACUAUGUAUCCCCCUGCUGCUUUGGCUCAGGGCAGUUUCUCCAGUGCAGAGUGUUAUCCAGAAAAAAAAUUAAGGCUUGAAGUAUUUUCUUUUAAAUAAGGAAAAGCAUGUAUUGGCUCAACACUACAACAGCCCCAUGUCUACCCCCAGACAUGCCUGAACAGCUUGUUCGUACUUCCUUACCUGCCAGACCUGCAGUUAGAGCCUUCUCUUCUUCCUGCUGAAGGAAACACGGAGCUUUGUGUUAGCCUUUGCUCACGUUACCUACUAAUGCAGAAGGUGGGACUAGACAGGUAAGCCAGGAGUUUCCCUGUAACCCUGAAGCAUCCCUCUGCCUGUGCAUCCUUCAGGGCUGCAGGAGGGAGAAGGUGCGAAGGGGUCUCUGGACACCUUGCUGGGCUGUAGUGCAGCAUGGUGGCUGUCCUCUGCAGAGCCUUUUGUUGGUUGCCAGCACAGUGGCCAGGGGCCAGCAGCAGAGCCUGCAUGCAAGCAUCAGUGCCCAGCCAUGCACUGAUCACCUCCUGAUUUUUUUGCAGUGCGUGCACUUGUCAGUGGGAUCAUAUUCUAUCCACAGCACCAGUCAAAAGGGCAUCAGGGCAAGCCAAAAACUGAAUGCAGACCUAAAGGUAGGCUUUAUGCAAGGAGAUGUUUCACUGAGUGGCAAUUCAUGUAUAAUGUGCUUUGUUGCAAGUUUGGACUUGCCAGUUAGUUUUUGUUCUCCCAAAUCUUUUUUUUUUUUCCUUCCCCACUGUGAUUUUUUUUUUCCCUCAUAUUCAUCAAAUACAGACUCUUUCCUGGGCAUGUGCCACUGACCCCUGCAGUGCACAGUUCCUUACCAGCCCUCCCUCCUGCACUGACACAGCUACCCUCAUGGGAGUUUUGCAGGGCUAAGUUGCUUUAAUUUUUCAGUAUCCCUCUUUCUUUUUAAAGCCAGGGCAUUUUGGGAGGGUAUUAGGGCUAGCUGUGCCAUCACCUGUGGAAAACAGCCCAUCCUCCACACCCAGGAGAUCUGGCAGGAGGCACUCACAGGCUGGUGGUUACUGCUGGUGUUUGCACUCCAGGGAUACUGUUGGAAGGAAGGUGCGUGGGUACAAAUACUCAGUAUAAUCUGGCUUAGGUCCUUAGAACUUGGGCACUGUCUGUGGGUCUUCCAGAGGUUAUGCCUACAUGACCAACUGAACUCCCUCCACACACAUGCACACUUACCAUCUCCUCCAGGUGCUCACAGAAGGCAGCCAGUCAUAGAGACAUCAGAUUUGUUCCUUCAACAGCUGGCACGUUGCUGCCUGUCACACUCCUGCGCUCUGCAGCAGGACACGGAUGCAAGCUGCAGCAGGGGUGCACGGCUGUCCUAAAUUGCAAUGUUUCCCCUAGAACGCUUAGGAUUGGCACUUCAUUUGUUGUUUUAAACUUGAUAAAAGGCAAGUGCAAGCUGAGCUGUUUCCUCAAACCAACAGCCUACUUUGUGCUCUUUACCCAGCUCCAUGUGCUGCACAGGCAGCUGCCAAGCAGUACAUCUGCCAGCUCAGGUGCAAAAACAUGUCCCCUGUUCCAUGUUAAUGCUGAGAUAUAUCUUAUAUAGCAAACACCUACAGAGGAAUUCUCUUUAACCAUUCUUCUUGUAAUGGUAGGCUUUGUCCAGUGAUGACUGGCCUUAGAUUAAAGUACACAUAAGAUGACUAAAAGAAUAUUAUGGGUAUUUGCUGGGCUUGUACUGGAGUAUUCUUUUAGUUCAAUAGCACCUCCUGCCACAGUUCUUGGAAGUAUAUGUACAAUUUAGCAGAAGCAUUAUGAUGUAAUUUAAUUCAAGUGUUUCUGUGUUUUAAGCAUUGAAAUAUAAUUAAACUAUUUACAUGAAA
This is a messenger RNA of Phalacrocorax carbo (great cormorant), 4937 nucleotides long. The record is from RefSeq and is a predicted model, not a curated record. NCBI's taxonomy places the organism in Eukaryota, Metazoa, Chordata, Aves, Suliformes, Phalacrocoracidae.